UAACACAGAGUCUGGAAUCUGAGUGGGCCAGAAAGUGCCUGGGCAGGGGCUACUAUAGUAACCUCCUGAAAUGCCUGCGCUCCGAGGGGGCGCCUGCCUUCAGAUCAGCUCCCCCGUGGGGACCACUGGGUGUCCGUCCUAGCCCUCCAGCGUGCCUCAGUUUCCCCGUCUGUGGCGGGCCACUACUAAUCAAGAUAGGUGCUGCAGGAGCAGCUGCGGGCCGACGGAAGGUCACACAGCUGACGACGGCUGGGUCUCAGCUUUCGGUUCCCGGCGCAGGCUGAAGGAGGGGCCCGUUGGUCCCUAGCCCCAGGCAAAGCACGAGAAUACUCCGGUGCUAGCGGACGCCCGAGGAUGGGCAGUCGGUGUGCGCUUUGCGCUAGGCCGGGCCCCCAGGGCGGUCAGCUUUACUCCGGGUACCGGCCGGGCAAGAUGCGGUCUUCCUUGGCGCCGGGCGUCUGGUUUCUCCGCGCCUUCUCCAGGGACAGCUGGUUCCGAGGCUUCAUCCUGUUGAUCACCUUCUUCAUCUACACCUGUUAUCACAUGUCCAGGAAGCCCAUCAGUGUGGUCAAGAGUCGUCUGCAUCACAACUGCUCAGGAAUAAUCCAGCCCACCAACAACACCCACAGUAUCAACGACACCACGUGGUGCAACUGGGCCCCAUUUGAUCAGAGCAACUACAAGGAGCUCCUGGGGGCCGUGGACAAUGCCUUCCUCGUGGCCUAUGCUAUCGGCAUGUUUAUCAGUGGUAUUUUUGGGGAGCGGCUCCCCCUGCGUUACUACCUCUCAGCCGGAAUGCUGCUCAGCGGCCUUUUCACCGCACUCUUUGGCCUGGGCUAUUUCUGGAACAUCCACGUGCUCUGGUACUUUGUGCUUGUCCAGAUCUGCAAUGGACUUGCCCAGACCACCGGCUGGCCCUCCGUGGUGGCCUGUGUUGGCAACUGGUUUGGGAAGGGGAAGCGAGGGCUCAUCAUGGGCAUCUGGAAUUCCCAUACGUCCGUGGGAAACAUCCUGGGUUCCCUGAUCGCCGGCAUCUGGGUGGAUGAGCAGUGGGGCCUGUCCUUCAUAGUUCCUGGCAUCAUCACAGCCAUCAUGGGCCUCAUCACCUUCUUCUUCCUCAUCGAAUACCCAGAAGACGUGGACUGCACCCCUCCUCAGCACCACGUCGAGUCAGAAGAGAGCCAGGACCUCCCUGAGGACUCCCACUCCAACAGGGACAGCAGCCUGGAAUCUGCUGUCACCUACUCUAAGGAGCCAGGCGCCCAGCCUGCUGCCAUCAGCUUCUUUGGGGCGCUCCGGAUCCCGGGUGUGAUCGAGUUCUCCUUGUGUCUGCUCUUUGCCAAGCUGGUCAGUUACACCUUCCUGUACUGGCUGCCCCUCUAUAUCUUCAAUGUGGUUCACUUUACUGCCAAGGAGGCUGGGGACCUGUCCACACUCUUCGAUGUUGGUGGCAUCAUAGGCGGCAUCCUGGCGGGGCUCAUCUCUGACUACACCAAUGGCAGGGCCACCACCUGCUGCGUCAUGCUGAUCUUGGCUGCCCCCAUGAUGUUCCUGUACAACUCCAUUGGCCAGAGGGGGAUCAGCAUCUCCAUAGUCAUGCUGAUUAUCUCUGGAGCCCUGGUCAAUGGCCCUUACGCGCUCAUCACCACUGCUGUCUCAGCUGACCUGGGGACUCACAAGAGCCUGAAGGGCAAUGCGAAGGCACUCUCCACCGUCACGGCCAUCAUCGACGGCACAGGGUCCAUAGGUGCGGCUCUGGGGCCUCUGCUGGCCGGGCUCAUUUCCCCCACAGGCUGGAACAAUGUCUUCUACAUGCUCAUCUCUGCCGACAUCCUGGCCUGCUUGCUCCUCUGCCGGUUGGUGUACAAAGAGGUCCUGGCCUGGAAGUCAUCCCUGCACCGAGACAGAGGCUCUAGUGUGGCCCUAACCCAUGCGCGAUAGUAUUUUCCUCAAGUCCCAUGACUUUUGUAUAGAGAAAUAUGAGGCCCCGAUCAGAACAGAAGCAUGGAGGGCCCUUGCUGGCUCCCAAAGUGCAACCCCCGCAGAUGGUUGAGGCCAAGCCUCUCGACCCAACAGCAGCCGGCCCUGCCCACAGGGCUGCCAAGGGCUAAGAGACUCCACGGGAAGGGGACCAACCGCCACGCUGGAGGACACAGACCACUCAAGCGCCUUGUUGGAGGACGGAGGGAAUGCAAAGUGCCCACCAAACUGAGAAGGCUUCUUGAGGCCGAAAAAAAUGAAGCAGGCAGCUCUGUGCAAUCAGUGGGUCAGUUUAUUAUAGGGUCACUUCCUCACAGGGUGGGAUGGGGACAAGGAUCGGGCGGACGAUGCUCUGGGCACCAUGCGCAUGGUCCCAGGGGCCAUUGGGGCGAUUUUACAGUUAAGCUAGGCUAGGGAGGCAGGUGCUUAGAAGCAGGACAUGCAUUCCUGAGUUAGGAUUUAAGAUUGGGUAACCAGCCCCGUGGGUGCCGGGAAUACGUCAGGGAAGGUUUCCAUCAUUGUUUGGGGACUAACAGAGCAUAGAAGCUCCCCGGUCCUAAUGAUUAUUCAACAAUAUCUAUUAACCACAAAGUUUUGAUGACAGAGAAGUGUUUUACCGCACACUAGAGUCCUGGGUAGGGGCCACAGAAGGAGAGGAGAAACCAGAGCCUAAGAUGGUAUCGGUUAUGUUGACAGCGAGAUAGGCCUGAGCUCUGGAGGCGGCAAGCGGAAGGGAUAGGGUUCAGGGCUGAGUGGUGUCUCCUCUGUGGUAUAACAAGGAUGUGCUCAGAGUCUUGCUUGUUCAGCUCCCAAGACAGAAGGAGAAGGUUCGGCCAGGCCAAGGCCUAGAAAAAGUGUGUCUCUCCUUCUCGUGUUAAAUUUGAACCUCCGUAAUCAGCUGUACCCAGAAGUGGGUCUUUGAGAGCCAGCCAGCCUCUCCUUGUCCCUGGUCCACAAACCAGUGUUCUCCGUGUGUUUCCCCACGUCGGCACCUCUCCCCCUACCCUCCAUUUGAUCCUGCUUCUAACUGCUGACCCAUUUUGAGAGCAUUAUUGCUGUAUCUUUUGGGGCCAGGACUAGAGAGAGAGGCAAAGGGGGCGUCACUCCUGGGCUUGGGCCUGUGCGGCCCCUGAGAGUGAGGCCACCUUGCCUGGCUCUUGUCCCAGCCCUCUGUGUCUCCAGGGAAGAUGGCCUGUCGGGCAGUGCUGUGGGGGAAGGGGGCAGGAAAUGACCAAAAGUACCGGUGUGUGUAUUAAAUAUUUUGGUAAUGAAA
Messenger RNA from Phacochoerus africanus (Common warthog), 3253 nucleotides. It is a transcript of the gene SLC37A2, whose product is annotated as solute carrier family 37 member 2. The record is from RefSeq and is a predicted model, not a curated record. Gene Ontology annotation, molecular function: glucose 6-phosphate:phosphate antiporter activity. The transcript has 20 exons. Gene Ontology annotation, cellular component: endoplasmic reticulum membrane. Lineage: Eukaryota; Metazoa; Chordata; Mammalia; Artiodactyla; Suidae. Bases 355 to 1941 code for a protein of 528 amino acids. Gene Ontology annotation, biological process: glucose-6-phosphate transport; phosphate ion transmembrane transport.